Eimeria acervulina is the source of this 1062-nucleotide messenger RNA. RefSeq lists its product as hypothetical. The transcript is spliced from 3 exons. The record is from RefSeq and is a predicted model, not a curated record. Bases 1 to 1062 code for a protein of 353 amino acids. Gene Ontology annotation, biological process: snRNA export from nucleus. Lineage: Eukaryota; Apicomplexa; Conoidasida; Eucoccidiorida; Eimeriidae.
AUGUCAAGGCCGCGAAAGAGGGGAGCCGAGCAAAGACAUACAAGUGAAGUGGGUAUUGGAAGCUUUCGCGCAAGAAACGACAGUAGACAGCCUGGCCCUCCGGCAGCCUUGACCAGUCGGCGGGCGCUUUUGGGAGCCUCACACAGACUUCAGCCGGAAAGGCGAGCCUUUGUGGGAAUGCACCAGCGCAGGCGCCAAACUGGCAUAUCAGUGGUACGACGGCCCCCAGUUCUGACGGAUAAUGCACACUGUGUUGCACUGAAGGACGCUGGUUCCAGCAGGGGCGAUCAAGGAUAUUGGAGGGGCGUGAAGCGCUCAUAUGCUGACGACGAAGCAGAAGGGGAAACACUCUUGUGGGGGUGCAGUGUGAAAGCAUCAAGUGAUCAAAAGGGGAUCCAGAAGCUCCGGGGAAGCAAUGACCCAGUACCUCAGGAGGCUACUUGCAGAGACCUGAAUGAAACAGCUGGAGCCGCUGUUGGCCGGCAACGCGGAAGCCAUUUGUUGAUCACGGGGAGUUCGUUUCAUAAGAUACACCGCAAUUACGAAUCUGAUGGCGCUGAGGAGGCCGAAAUCCGUGCUGAAAUCUUAAAUGGCGUCCGCCAGCUACUUCGAGACGAGUCGGAGAUUGAUUGCCUGGUACGGUUGUGCGCUCUCUUGAAGGAAAAGAAUAUUGCAUUGUUAGAGCGUGCUAUUCACCGCAGGGGCGUUGAAGAAUGCGCAGAACUACUGGAGGAAACUUUGCAACUUGAAUCCAAAGGUGGGAUGCUGACCAAGGACGGGCGCCGUCGCACACCAGGAGGCGUUUUUUUGCGUCUUCUACAGGAUCGGAUUCCUCGAGACGACAAGAGAUUCAUAUGGGAUGAGCAAAACAGGGAGCAAAGGAGGCUUAAGCGACAGCGAAUCCGCAGACAAAGAACUUCACAAGGGGAACUAUGGUCACAUAUGGAGAACCGGGACGUAGCUGUGCCGCCGACACCAACGCGGCGCGAAGUCGCGCUGCCGUUGUGCGAGGAGCGAGAGCCUGGGGAGCUUGAUGUUGCUGAAAUUCAUGCUCUUGAUUAA